GUCCGCUGUCCGAGUAAUAGUUGCCUGUGUCUUUGUAUUUUGUCUUCGUGUCCUUUUUUAUUUAAUCGAAUAUCAUUUUAUUUGUAGAUAAUGUAUUAAAUACACUUGCGAAUUAUCAAUCAUACACAGUGGCUGCUUUCAUUUCUACUAUGAUUCCAACAUAGGCCCCAUUUGGCAUUUAUGUGGCAUAGUUCACGAAGUUUGGAGUAGGCGAACUGAAUGAAAAUGGUCGAGUGGUAACUUCUCGAUUAUACAGUAUAUUUGGCAGUAUCGCUAACCAGAAGAUAUGGAUCCCUCAAUGUUCUUGCAAUACUCGCCGCCCAAUGGGCUGCCCCAGGAGUCAAAGCUGGCUACCUACAUGAACCACUCCACAUCAACUCCAACGAGAAGCCUGAACCAGGCAAUGGGUAAAUUGAGCUUGGAGUCUUCACCAACUUCCAUGAAGAAGCAGGUUGUAAUUGGGGAGUUUGUGCCAAUCAACUACUACCCGGCAAACAUGCUGCCAGAAUCCCCAGAGAGUUCUCCGCCUGCCAACUUGCCUACAGUUGCUACUAAUCCUCAAGUACACCAGGAAAAUGUUGGUGGCACAACUUACUUCUACUCCACAAAUGACAGUAUCAACACUUCUGGGGCACUCAGCUCAUCAGCUUCCCUAGGUGCAGAGGUAUGCAUGGGUGUGGCGGGAGUGUCAGCGUAUGCCACACAAAUGUAUGCCACUCCACCAGCUAUAAUGGGGCCGUCAUCUUCAAAACAAGGUCUGGCAGCUUCAUUUUACAUGCCAGAGACUAUAAGGUCAGAAAUAUAUCAGCGAAAUGAUGAUAUCUACUUGCAGCCUGAUCUCCGACAAUAUCCAGAUCUCCCGGAAAACGUGGAAAUGUACUCCGACUUGGUGCCUCUGGAGAGCGCCGCGCCUCACGCCAUGUCGACAUGUUUCCGCGCCAACCACAGACAGAGCGGCAACAGUUUCGCCAUGCGACGGAUCCACUCGUACGCCCUCGUGCCGUCCAAACGUAUCGAUCUGUGGAAACAGAUUGACCAUCCCAACAUCAUUCGUCUCCACGAAUACUUCACGACCAACGCUUUCGGUGAUCACUCAAUGAUACUGGUAUAUGACUACCACCCGGCUUGCGCUACGCUGAUGAGCAAAUACCUCUCCGGCGCUACCAGUGGCACAGUGUCGGACUCUAACAGCGGGUACCUGGAUCCGUUCUCGUCCGAUCCUGAUGCUCCAAGACCUUAUACUCAUCAGAAAAACGCGAUGCUGCGAGCGGUGGCUUGCGGUGCGUUACUGCCGGAAGCGGUGGUAUGGAGCGUCAUUGUGCAGUUGACGGCGGCGCUGCGGGUUAUACAUGGGGCGGGACUCGCUUGCAGGUCCUUGGAUCCAACGAAGGUGGUAAUGAACGGGUGCCGCGUGCGCAUCUCUUGGUGCGGCAUCGCGGAUAUCACACAUCCCAACAACAACGACAUGGCGCAGGCGCAGCAGGACGACCUGACAGCGCUGGGUCGCCUGGCGUUAUCGCUCGCCUGUCGCACGGUCCACUGCGACAACCUGCCCGCUUCCAUGGACCUCAUCUCCAGGACAUACUCCGCGGACCUCAAGAACCUCAUACUUUACUUGCUAUCCGCACCGACCCGCCGAUCUGUUGCUGAUCUCAUGCCGAUGAUUGGAGCGCGAUUCUAUACUCAGGUGGAAGCUUUGGAGCGACGUGCUGACGCAUUCGAAGACCAGCUCGCGGUGGAAAUCGACAACGGUCGACUGCUGCGGCUACUCAUUAAGCUGGGAAUCGUUAAUGAACGACCUGAGUUGAACAUGGACACGUCAUGGUCGGAAACGGGCGACCGGUACAUGUUGAAGCUAUUCCGGGACUACCUGUUCCACUCCGUCACCGAGGACGGCCGGCCGUGGCUGGACCAGGCGCACUUGACGCACUGCCUCAACCAGCUAGACGGCGGAAGUAACGCUAAGGUGGAGUUGAUGUCGCGGGACGAACAGAGCGUGCUUGUCGUGUCGUACGCGGAACUGAAGCACUGUCUCGAGCAGGCGUUCGACGAAGUGAUGGCCGCAGCCAACACACCCUAAGCACACACACAUAAGAGUGUCGCCAGGAGGGCAUAAUAGGGCAGUCUGACCUGUCCUACCUUUAGCGACGCUCUAGCAAACACACAUCUCAGGGGCAAUUAUUUCAUUUAAAUUUGCAACGUCUCCAAGGUUUCAGUGUCAAACACAUUCUACAAAGAUUGAUACAUGUGUGGGUGCAUGAGCGCUGACAUUAGGACUUUGCUGCGAAUUAGAAAUUAAUAUGAGAAAAAGGCUCCUAUGCACACCAGCUAUCCGUCGAUAUAUCCGAUAAAUGCCGUCGAAUGCGUACCCUGAGUAGCUGAUGUGAAGGGGACUCAACAUGUUUACACAAACAAAUACACGUUCACACUCAUGAUUGUGUAUUAAAUGAUGUUACAUACAAGACAAUCACAUACAACAUCACAAUGAUGUAUGUCCAUAUGUGGCCUGAUCUAUGAUUCUAUAUGUUUUGAAUCGAGUUCAGAUAUUAUUUACUGUCUACAUUUUAUUACAUUGUAUAAUGUAUACACCGCAAUGCCAAUGGAUUUCGGCAAGCAUCGUUUUUAUAAUGUAAUGUAUGAAUUGACAAUUCAAGUUUUUUUUCUUUUUUUUAAUGGCUUUGUAGUAAGUCGCGAAUGAGUGGUCGACAAAAGCUCUGCUAAGUAUUUUAUUUCUGUAGAAAAACGAAGUUUGUUGAGAUCUUUUAGCAUUUUACUGUAGGUAUGUAUAAAUUAUAUUUAUAAUAUUUUUAUUUACCCAAAAAUUUUGUCGUUCAAUUGAGAAUUAGGUGAUUGAAUAGUUUUAGGUGUUUUGUCCAUAGACAAAGAGUCAUUUUGUUUAACGAUCACUGAGAUAAAAAGAAGUGCUACGUAAUCCAGAAGUGGUAUAAUUUCCUUAACACGUCACUUUCCUUGGCAAAAGGGAAGAGAGUAAUUUUAUAAUUUAGUCAAAAAAAACUUUCAGGAAAACAGAUACUUUUGUAGGAAGACAAGGUUGUUUUGGCGCUCUCUCUUUCAUUUCUCUUUUUCAUUUUAAAAUGAUACCAGGAUAAUUCACAAUGCUGACUCGGAUUCGGAAACUUUAUCGCGCGACAUCCAAUAAACGCUCGGUGCGCUAGGCAUUGGCCAAUGACCGCACGGUAAAGUUUCCGAAUCCGUGUCGAACGGGAAUCGUGAAUCU
Messenger RNA from Aricia agestis (brown argus), 3238 nucleotides. It is a transcript of the gene PAN3, whose product is annotated as PAN2-PAN3 deadenylation complex subunit PAN3. Bases 287 to 2080 code for a protein of 597 amino acids. Gene Ontology annotation, biological process: mRNA processing; nuclear-transcribed mRNA poly(A) tail shortening; protein phosphorylation. The transcript has 16 exons. The record is from RefSeq and is a predicted model, not a curated record. Gene Ontology annotation, cellular component: PAN complex; P-body. Gene Ontology annotation, molecular function: protein kinase activity; ATP binding; poly(A) binding. Lineage: Eukaryota; Metazoa; Arthropoda; Insecta; Lepidoptera; Lycaenidae.